Molecule: messenger RNA, 2232 nt
Organism: Ochotona curzoniae (black-lipped pika)
Lineage: Eukaryota; Metazoa; Chordata; Mammalia; Lagomorpha; Ochotonidae
Product: angiotensin-converting enzyme-like protein Ace3
Exons: 14
Coding region: 1-2232 (743 amino acids)
Biological process (GO): proteolysis
Cellular component (GO): plasma membrane
Molecular function (GO): metallopeptidase activity; peptidyl-dipeptidase activity
Source: RefSeq, a predicted model, not a curated record
AUGGGUACAAGACGGACUUGCUCUGUGCUUUCCAUACUUGCGUUCCUCUGUUAUGGACAGCUCUUGCCAUGGCUCAGUACCAUGGCUGAUCCAAGCUUAGGCGAAUUCUACAAUGAGACGGAGGCCAGGCUGUUUCUACAGCUUUACGACCAAACAGCGGAGGUUGUGUUGAACCAGUUCAUGGAAGCCGCUUGGAAUUAUGUCACCAAUGUCACCAAGACAAACCGGGAGGAGAUGCUGCACAAGGAAGUGGAGAAGUCCAAGUUCCUGACCUACUUCGGCACGCGAGCCCGCCUGUUCAAGGUCUCCCAGUUUCAGGACCCGGCCGUGAAGCGCAUGCUAAGAAAGCUGCAGGACAUAGAUAAGGCGGCCCUGCCGGAAGACCAGCUCCAGGAGUACAACAAGCUGCUGGCCUACAUGAAGACGACGUACAGUGUGGGCCAGGUGUGCCUGAGUGAGGGACCCUGCCUGACUCUGGAACCUGACCUCCAAGAAAUCAUGGCCAACUCGAGGGACGAAAAGGAGCUGCUGUGGGCCUGGCAGGGCUGGCGGGAUGCCGUGGGCCGCCAGCUGCGCCCCAUCUUCCCUCGUUAUAUGCACCUGAGCAACAAGGCUGCACGGCUCAAUGGUUAUAGAGAUACGGGAGCCCUGUGGCGCACCAAGUAUGACUCGGACACCCUGGAGCACGACCUGGAGCAGCUCUACCAGGAGCUGCAGCCGCUCUACCUGAACCUGCACGCCUACGUGCGCCGCUCCCUGCACCGUUUCUAUGGGGCUGAGCUCAUCAACGUGAGGGGUGCCAUCCCUGCCCACCUCCUGGGAAACAUGUGGGCCCAGUCCUGGGUCAACAUCUUGGACCUGGUCCUGCCCUUCCCGAAGAAGCCCCCUGAGGACAUUACAAAGAUCAUGAGAGGCCAGCACUGGAAGCCGGUGAAGAUGUUUCAGGAGGCUGAGAAAUUCUUCACCUCCCUGGGGUUGCUGCCCGUCCCUGAAGACUUCUGGAAAAAGUCCAUGCUGGAACGGCCCAGUGAUGGGCGGGAAGUGGAGUGCCACACCUCGGCCUGGGACUUCUACAAUGGCAAGGACUUCAGGAUAAAGAAGUGCACCGAGGUGACCAUAGAAGACCUGCUCUCCAUCUUCCACCAGAUGGGCCACAUCCAGUACUUCCUGCAAUAUAGCAACCUUUCUAUACCGUUCCGCGCAGGCGCCAACCCCGCCUUUGAAGAGGCUGUGGGGUCAGUGGUCACCCUCUCGGCCUCCUUCUAUACGCACCUGUUCAACAGAGGCCUGCUCAGCCUGCAGCACCAGGACUCAGAAGAGGAAGUCAAUUUCCUGAUGAGUAUUGCCCUGGACAAGAUCGCCUUCAUCCCCUUCAGCUACCUCAUAGAUCUGUACCGCUGGAGGGUCUUUGAUGGCACCAUCUGGGAAACCGUCUACAACCAAGAAUGGUGGAACCUCAGGUUGAAGUACCAGGGCCUGUGCCCUCCUGUUCCUCGUUCAGAGAACGACUUUGAUCCAGGCGCCAAGUUCCACAUCUCUGCCAACAUGCCUUACAUACAGUACUUUGUUGGCACUGUGCUUCAGUUCCAAUUCCACGAAGCGCUCUGCAAGGCCUCAGGCCACGUGGGCCCGCUGCACCAGUGUGACAUCUAUAACUCCAAGACAGCUGGGAAACUCCUGGGGGAUACGUUGAAGCUGGGCUCAAGCAGGCCCUGGCCAGAGGUCCUCAAGAAACUGACAGGGGAGUCCAACUUGUCCACCAAAGCCCUCAUGACCUACUUCAAGCCCCUGCUGAACUGGCUGGUGACGGAGAAUGUGCGGCACGGGGAAGUCCUGGGCUGGCCAGACUUCAGCUGUUCCUACGCAGAGAGAAAAAUCAACAGAGCGCCCUUUCUGGGCCUGGAGCUGGAGGCCAACAAGGUUGAAUUUUGGCAAUGGAGCCUGCUGUCCUUGAGUUUCAUCAUGACCUUCGUGACCCUGGGGCUGGCCUGCAGGCUGUACUCCCUGGAGAAGCAGUCACUGGUCCAGAACUCCACUAUCCUCAGCUCGCUGACCAAUACUUACUUCCUGGGUAAGGCCGUGGAGCCCCGCCAGGCUGCCCGAAGACAGUGGGUCCUGCUGGCCAUAUGCCUCACACUCAUGCUGUUCUCCAUCGGCCUCGCCGUUUGGAUCUUCACGCAGCACCACCAGACACCUCUGUGGGUGGCAGUUAGAUGGUGGAGUGAGGACUAG